Pleuronectes platessa (European plaice) is the source of this 2066-nucleotide messenger RNA. RefSeq names its product urotensin-2 receptor 2 (gene ogfod3). Lineage: Eukaryota; Metazoa; Chordata; Actinopteri; Pleuronectiformes; Pleuronectidae. Bases 347 to 1297 code for a protein of 316 amino acids. The record is from RefSeq and is a predicted model, not a curated record. Gene Ontology annotation, molecular function: iron ion binding; oxidoreductase activity, acting on paired donors, with incorporation or reduction of molecular oxygen; L-ascorbic acid binding. Gene Ontology annotation, cellular component: membrane. The transcript has 9 exons.
CAGUCUGAGCGGGCAAACCAGUGGAUCGCAGAGCGGCUGCUCCAUGAUGAUAGAAUUCAGCCCAGAUAAACUAAUCCAUUAUUUUGUAUACAUAGACUGUUUAUGAAGAUGAUAUUUGAGCGAGGAGCAGUGGGAGUAGUCAGGGGUUUCACAGCUGGGAGCUGUAGUUGAAUUGUUAGUUUAUUUCCUGGAGAGAGCCAAUGAGCGGGCCGCUAGACUUCCACCCGGAAGUGUAGAGACUCAGGGAGUACAUGCUGAGGGCUCGGUGCUGUGUGUGUUUAGUCAAGACAGAGAUAUCAACAUUUAAACGUCUUCUAAUGCUACGUAGCAGGAGUCCUGAGUCAAAAUGGCGCUUGUGCGAAUGAGGAACAUGAAGGGCCCCAAUAACACAGAGAUAGAAAAGAAAAUUAAAAGAGGUAAUGCUUUGAGGCAGGGAUCUGCAUGGAGGGGGUACCGAGGACUCGUGGCCUUGCUGCUGUUUGUGCUCUCUGUGUGCGGGGCUUCUACGUGGUGGUACCUGAGCUCUCUGGACCGUGACGUUACAGAAACACUGGUCAGACGGGGGGAGCUGGUCUCUCCUCAGCCCAGAGUCUUUACAGUCGAGUGCUCUGAAGACUAUGAGAACUACCAACGCUAUCCAGGAUGCACACCUCAGACUUGUGGCCGUGCAGUAACAGACGGCGUGGUAACGAGGGAGGAGGCUCAGGUUCUCAAGAGGCUGGCUGAGAGGGGGCUAGCACUGGCUGGUUCAGAGGGAGGAGCUUCCAUACUGGACCUGCACUCUGGAGCACUAUCGAUGGGAAGACAGUUUGUCAACAUCUACAGGUACUUUGGGGAUGACAUCGGGGACGUGUUCACAAAAGAGGAUUUCGAGCUUUACAGAGACGUACGUGGGCGAAUCCAGGCGGUUAUUGCUGAGACGUUUGAUUUGGACCCCAGUCUGAUGUACCUCACCAAGCCCACCUUCUUUUCCAGAAUCAACAGCACGGAAGCCCAGACCCAACACGAUGAGUACUGGCACCCACAUAUAGAUAAGGUAACUUAUGGCUCUUUUGACUACACCUCUCUUUUAUACCUGUCUGACUACGGCUCUGACUUCACCGGAGGACGAUUUAUCUUCAUGGACCAAAAUGGAAAUCGGACAGUGGAACCUCGGGCAGGACGAGUCUCAUUCUUCUCCUCCGGCUCAGAGAACCUCCACCGCGUGGAGAAGGUAGCUUGGGGGACUCGCUACGCCAUCACGGUGUCCUUCACCUGCGACCCUGCACACGCCAUCUCUGAUCCGGCCCUGCCCUGAGUCACCCAUGGGUAACGCCAUGCCCACUGGCUUGGACAAACCCUGUAAUGAGGGGAACAGGGGGAAGGACAACGGGAGAGAUGUGGAAGGAUGGGAAAGGGGAAAAAAAUAAGGUUUAUAUUGAGGUUUCACUGCUAAACUUGAUUAACUGUAGUAACACCACUUAUCUUCUGUGUCUUUCUAUUGUUUUAAGAUAUUGACUGGUUGUCUCUUAAGGAUUCUGCUACACAAAAUAAGCCACAUGCUCCCCCUUUCCUCUAAAAAUAUGUUUUCUUAUUUGCUACCUACUAUGUCUUUUUACUCAACUUUCUACAGCAACUGUUUUCUUGUUCUUGAUUUUUUUAUCUCGCCAUCUUAAUCACUAGUAUUAGGUGCGGUUAUGUUCCAAGCAGAUUUCACACAAUCUGCUCCUCUUGAUCGUUUUCGGGGAUGGCUUGAGCAGAAAUUGCUUCUCAACUGACAACAGUCUCCGAUAGGCUAAAGUGGGAUUGUGUGCUUUCUCUGUGUCUCCACGUGUUUCUCAUUUUGAGGCGAGCUGUCAAUUAUGUGAAGAAGAGAUAUAGAUCUAGAGACUCUCCUAUAAAAUCAAAUCAACCUUUCAUCUCAGAAUCCCAGCUCAAACUUGCCUCCAUCUGAGGAACACAAGGUGUUUUCUUCUAAGAAGAACCCUCUCCUUCUGCAACAGUGAUUGCUGCUUCGACUAUGAUACUAUUUACUUCAAUGUGGUUGGUGGAGAAAAGUUUGAAAUAAAAUACUGUCAGAACCUGAA